Messenger RNA from Nematostella vectensis (starlet sea anemone), 2621 nucleotides. RefSeq names its product beta-galactosidase-1-like protein 2. Lineage: Eukaryota; Metazoa; Cnidaria; Anthozoa; Actiniaria; Edwardsiidae. Gene Ontology annotation, cellular component: vacuole. The record is from RefSeq and is a predicted model, not a curated record. The transcript has 18 exons. Bases 1 to 2088 code for a protein of 695 amino acids. Gene Ontology annotation, molecular function: beta-galactosidase activity. Gene Ontology annotation, biological process: carbohydrate metabolic process.
AUGAUGGCGUUGAACCGCAUGUUUACGGCAAUGUAUAGUAGUUUUCGUCGAAGACCCUGUUUUUCGCUUGUACUUAUUUUGCUGUGUCUUGGUUACUUAUUUUACAUGAUCGCCUUCAGUAGUUUAGCCAUGAAAAGGGCAGAUCGCACAAGAAAUGCUACUCUUAAAACUUUCCAGGCUGUACCUACAAGGAGAGGACUUGAGUUUUCUAACUCAAAGUUCAUAUUGAAUGGCAAACCGUUUGUGAUUCUGAGCGGCGCGUUGCAUUACUUCCGAGUUAUGCCGGAGUACUGGGCAGAUCGCCUGAAAAAGCUAAAGGCGAUGGGCUUAAAUACAGUAGAAACCUAUGUUGCAUGGAACUUGCAUGAACAAGUGAAGGAAAAUUUCAAGUUCAAAGACGAAGUUGAUAUUGUUAAGUUUGUAAAUUUGGCUCAGGAGCUGGGUCUUCAUGUUAUUAUUCGACCUGGUCCAUAUAUCUGCUCUGAAUGGGAUCUUGGCGGCCUUCCAAGUUGGCUGCUGAAUGAUCCAAAUAUGAGGUUAAGGUCGACAUAUGGCCCCUUCAUGGAAGCAGUGGAGAAAUACUUUAGUAAGCUGUUUGCUUUGCUAACCCCACUACAGUUCAGUGGAGGAGGACCAAUCAUUGCAUGGCAGGUUGAAAAUGAAUAUGCGUCAGUCCAAGAAGAAGUCGAUAACCAUUACAUGGAACUUCUCCACAAGCUGAUGCUGAAAAAUGGGGCUACAGAACUUCUAUUCACAUCUGAUGAUGUUGGCUACACAAAAAGAUAUCCAAUCAAACUUGAUGGGGUUUUGAAAACAAUUAAUUUCCAGCAUAGUGCCAGGAACUCUCUUACUCAAUUGCAGGAAUUCCAGCCUGACAAGCCAAUCAUGGUUACCGAGUACUGGUCGGGAUGGUUUGAUCACUGGGGAGAGAAGCACCAUGUUCUUAACACUGAAAGGAAAAUGAUCAAUGAAGUCAAGGACAUCCUUGACAUGGGGGCAUCCAUCAACUUUUACAUGUUUCAUGGAGGGACUAAUUUUGGCUUUAUGAAUGGAGCAAACACUGCCGGUAACAGGAUUGAUGACGGCUACCAGCCAGAUGUCACAUCUUAUGAUUAUGACGCCCCAUUAUCUGAGGCAGGAGACAUCACUCCAAAGUAUAAAGCCUUGAGGAAACUUAUCCAAGAACAUGUUCCUGGGGAAUUUUUGCCUGAUCCAUUACCUGAUAUCCCACCAAACUUACAAAAGGCGGCAUAUGACAACAUUCACAUGAAGGACUUUGUUCCUCUUCAGAAGAUCUACAAAUACAUAGAUCAAGCCAUUGAUAUUGCUGCAGUGACACCCAUGGAGUUUUUACCAAUUAAUAACAAUGGAGGGCAAGGCUAUGGUUUUACCAUCUACCAAACAACGUUGAAACACCACGCUAAGUCACUCACCAUCGAGAAAAUCAGAGAUAGAGCACAUGUAAUUUUGAACUCCAAACUAAUCUCAACCCUGUGUGGGUAUGAUGAACACAAAAGGCAUUUUAACAUGGGGAAGCUGGACAAAAACGAAGUGGAACUAAAGUUUGAAAAGGUACAGCCAAAAGACUCAGAUGACGAUGUAUUUCUAGAAAUUAUGGUGGAGAACAUGGGUCGAGUGAACUUUGGCAAAGGUCUCCAUUCGCAGAGAAAAGGGAUUCUUGGCCAGGUACUCAUCGAUGGACACACUCAAAACAAAUGGAAAGUUUAUCCACUGGACUUCCACAAGACAUUCACGGAACGAGCUUUCCUCGAGGUCUCCUGGUCCAAGCCGACAGAGGGCGCUAGCUUUUCUCCAGGCUUCUAUCGCGGCAUUCUGCAUAUCCAGGGUCAGCCCCGAGAUUCGUUCGUCCACCCCAAGGGCUGGGGCAAGGGAGUGUGUCUGGUUAAUGGGAAGAACUUGGGCCGCUACUGGAAACUAGGUCCUCAGGAAGCGCUUUAUUUACCGGCAUCUUGGCUCAGAAGCGGGGAUAAUACGAUAAUUCUGUUCGAGGUUGACGGAGCGAAAGACGAUGGUAUUUUGGAAUUUUCCGAUUCCCCCAUGCUCGGUAACGACAUUCAGGAACAGUGAUCUAGUCUCUUCCUCGUCUGCUCCUUGAUCCAACAUUGCUGGAGUCCUCCUACCCUAGGGAUAAGGAUAGUACAGCCUUAGCAAAGAAAAAAUUCUAUGGAUAAAGGGAAAUUCCAUAAUGUUAGAAUAACACUUUAAAAGUUAGAUUAAUAUUAGGGUAGUAUUAGGGUUAUAUAAAGGUUUUAAUCACACUGCACCCGGGUAUUGAAUUCUGUAAAAAGAUCAAUCACGUUUGUAAUAAUUGCACAUUUUCAAUCCGAGACAAUGAGAUUUAACCGUUCUCGUAUUUUAACGCCUAGCAAAACUGCCACUGCUGGGAGGUGCUGCAAGCUAGUUCGCCAGCAUUUCCUUGUCUUUUAGUCGAGCAAAACUUCGUUGGUAGAUACUAGAGGCUUUAGUAUCUACCAACGAAGUUUCGCUCGACUAAAAGAGAGGUGUAUGCUCGGGUCUUAACAAAGAGUCGCUCGAAAGUCUCGCUGUAUAUUGUAAAAGGUGAUUGUAUUUAUUCAUUCGUAAAUAAAGAAGGGUUGAUA